Molecule: messenger RNA, 591 nt
Organism: Corylus avellana
Lineage: Eukaryota; Viridiplantae; Streptophyta; Magnoliopsida; Fagales; Betulaceae
Source: RefSeq, a predicted model, not a curated record
AUGGGCUUGGAUGAAUUCUACAAGAAGAGAAAGCAGUACCUGGAGGAUAAGCCAUUGGAGUCAAGAAAGUCCAGUGGGAUUGGGACUCAAGUUAUCUUGUGUGCUUACCAGGAAACCCAAGAAGCAGAGAAAGAACCUGACACAGAUCAAGCAAGCGGUUCCGACCCAAAUGCCAACCGAGUUCAAGGACAAAAUCACAGGGUUGCAAGGUAUGUAGAUGGUUCCUUCACCGAAGGUGUUUAUGCCAAAGAAAGUGAAACCAUGACUUCCACCUCAGGAGAAAAAGUUUCCUUUGACAUUAGUUUUGGGUGUAGUCAUAACAGCAGUGGGGAGUUCAAGGGUUUCAAUGACCACGGGGUCAUAGGAAUCAUUGGUUUAGGGCUAGGGGGUUCACCCUUUGUUACUCAAAUAGCUUCCGUCUUUGGCAGUAGGAGCUUCUCCCAUUGCUUCACCACACUUGGCAGUGAUCCUAACCUUUCAAGCAAGAUGAGUUUUGGGAAUGAAUGUAAAGUUUCGGGUGUUGGCGUGGUUUCAAAACCUUUAAUAUCCACCAUAUCAGAGGAAUCUUUCUAUUAUGUCGAAUGGAAUUAG